Didymella exigua CBS 183.55 is the source of this 2119-nucleotide messenger RNA. RefSeq lists its product as uncharacterized. Bases 145 to 2010 code for a protein of 621 amino acids. The record is from RefSeq and is a predicted model, not a curated record. The transcript has a single exon. Lineage: Eukaryota; Fungi; Ascomycota; Dothideomycetes; Pleosporales; Didymellaceae.
AGAUCUUGUUCCUCGUUUUCUAAAUAUUUUCCAACUGUCUGGUCAGCGACGUAGUGCGUGCCAGUCCCUGACGUUCGGCAACCUUGGAACACUUCCACGUCCGCGCGCCUACUGACUCGAUCCUAGUCACCACAUUAUCCCAUCAUGUCCCUCUCGACGAUCCCAUGUUCGAUCGAGACGAAGAACCAGUCUCAACGCACCACCAAGGAUGGCCGUCGCGUUCGCUAUGAGAUGCAGGUGAUCCAGCAGCCCGAGCGUGCCCGUGCCUGUGGAAGCGGUGCCAAGUCGAGCGCUGACCGUCGCCCUGUUGAUCCUCCGCCGAUUGUCGAGCUGCGCAUCUAUGAGAACGACCAGGACGUCACUUUUGCCUACAACGCCAACUUCUUCCUGCACGCCAGUCUCGAGAAUGCCCGUCCCAUUGCUGCCAGCCGUGGUGCGCAGCCCAUGUCUGGCACCCCGGUCCUGACCGGCACUCCUGUCGCUGGCAUGGCCUACCUCGACCGCCCAACGCCCGCUGGAUACUUCAUCUUCCCCGAUCUGUCCGUCCGCCACGAGGGCAAGUACCGUCUCAGCUUCGCCCUGCUUGAGAACCUCAGCGAAGUCAAGGAUCUGGACCCCAACGACCCGAACGUCAUUCAUGACGGCAACCGUUUUGUCACCAACCGCUGCGAGGUCAAGUCGGCGCCUUUCACCGUCUUCUCGGCGAAGAAGUUCCCCGGCUUGUCCGAAAGCACUGCACUCAGCCGCAUGGUCGCCGAGCAGGGUUGCCGUGUCCGCAUCAGACGCGAUGUCAGGAUGAGGCGUCGUGAGAACAAGAGUACGAAAGAGUGGGACGGCGGCUAUGAUGAGAAUGACGAGUACGGGCAGCAGGCUCGACGCACCGCAACGCCCGAGGCUUACGGUGGGCAACCUGGCAUGCCAGCACCCGGCCCCCAUAUGGAUGAACGUCCCCGCUCCGUCUCGGAUGCCAGUAACUCGUCUCUAGUUCCUCCUCGCCGUCCGAGUAUGGAAGAGAUGGCUCAGACCUACCAGCAGCCAAGCACCAACUACCAGCAGAUGGCCCCGCCACAAAGUGCUGGCUACCCUCACAUGCCAAGUCAGCCCCAAUACCAGCCUCAGUACCAGCAGCAACAGCAGCAGCAACAGCAGCAGCAGCAACAGCAGCAGCAGCAACAGCAGUACGUUCCGCCGCCAACGAGCCACAUGAUGCAGCCUCCUCAGCCCUCGUAUUCGCAGCCCCCACCUCAACAACAACCUCAACACCAGCAACAGCCUGGGUACAAUGGAUACCCCAAUCACACCCCACAAAUGCCAAUGAACCAGUCUUACGGUUAUUCGAGCCAUCAUCAACCACAGCAGUCUCACUACGAACCUCGCCAGGAACAGCCAGCUGCCCACCAUCAACCGAUUGACUACCGCAGGCCUUCCAUCCCCCAACCGACUCAGCAAUACGCCCCUUCAAGCCAGUCGCAGCUGAUGUCACCGUACAGCCCAGUGGACCCUUACCAACAGCGGUCGCAGUCCUUGAGUCAGCCUCAACCGCCAAUGCAGCAACCUCUCCGUGCCUCUUCGAUCUCCGGUCCAAGCGCAAUGCGCCCACAGAACACUCACCCUCUGCCAACAUUGAAGCCGCUGCAACCACCAAUCGGCGCCGAGAAGCUCGAACCAGUUUCGCCCUCGUACCACUCGCCAAUGAAUACGACAUCUUCCGGUUCCAUAUCUGCUAACUCCGAUGCCUCCCGAUCCAACUACGCUCUGCACAAUUACCCUGCGACAAACCUCCCACCGAUGUCGGCUUCCACCGCCCAAAAGCGAUCCUUCUCAUCUACAUUCGAUCAGAGUCACAUGAGUGGCCGCUUGACAGGAGGAGCACGACCUGUACAGUCCGGUCCAGGGUACACUUACGACGAGCAGCCAGACAUGGAAGAGCCAAUGGACCGAGCUGCUAUGAGUUACAGGCGAGCAGAUGGAACACAACGUCAACGUCAUGUUCCCGAAGUAAACGUCUAGGUCUAAUCCCUCACUGCACUCGGCCAAUGUGCCUUUCUUCGAUCUAUUGCUCUGCGACUGUACCUUGGAGUACUGGAGUAUUGGAGUCCGGCGCCAUCUGACUUUUCUU